Lottia gigantea (owl limpet) is the source of this 1173-nucleotide messenger RNA. RefSeq lists its product as hypothetical. Bases 1 to 1173 code for a protein of 390 amino acids. The record is from RefSeq and is a predicted model, not a curated record. Lineage: Eukaryota; Metazoa; Mollusca; Gastropoda; Lottiidae. The transcript has 3 exons.
AUGAAUUUAGUAGCAAUAAGUAUAAUGGUUAUAUGUGGUGUGAUGCAUCAAAGCUUGACAUCUCCUUUACAAAAUGGUUGUAAAGAAACACCAUUAGAUGUGAUAGCUGUUUUGGACGGAUCAGAAAGUAUUACGGAUGAGAAAUUCACCCAAGUGAAAAUAGCUCUUGAACAGCUCAUCAGAUCACUUCGAUUACAAUAUCAUGAUUCAAGAUUUGGAGUAGUCCUGUACAGUUCUUCAGUGUCCGCAGUCCUUCCAUUUUCCAACAACGAAAUGGACCUUAUCAAUCGUAUUCGAGCUUUAGAACAACCCAUGGAAGGUACCCAAACUCAUCUCGGUCUUGAGGAAAUGAACAAAAUGUUUAGGAUGGAAGGUCGACCACAUGCCGCUAAAGUUGGUAUUGUGUUUACGGAUGGUAUUUCUAAGAACAAAGUCGCUACAUCAACUGCUGCUAGAGAGUCGAUCCGUACAGAAAUCAACAUGUUUUCUAUCGGAACCAGUAUGGAUAUCAAUAUGGAAGAACUUCAGAUUAUCGCAUCUUCAAAUGACCGAGUUUUGUCUUUGGAAACAAUUUCUGAAAUCUAUAACCAUCUGAAAGGUUUUAUACAAAGUUGUGGAGAUAUUGGUUGCAAGGACUAUAUGGAUGUAGUAACGGUUGUGGAUGGCUCCGACAGCAUCUCACACACAGAAUUUGAGUCAGUCAAAAAUGCAGUUAAGGAGUUCGUCCAAGAACUGAGCUUAGAGAGUCCCCUGUCACGAUUUUCUUUGGUACUGUUCAGUUCUAAUGUUAGCAAUGUCAUUGAUUUUACCCAUAACAAAGCCGAUCUCUUGUCCCAAAUUGACAGUUUAGAACAGCCGAGAGAUGGUACCGAUACCGCCGCAGCUCUUGAAAAAACAAAUGCUUUGAUGAACAUUAGUGGUAGACAGGGUGUUCCAAAAAUAAUAGUCGUUAUAACUGAUGGUUACUCUAAGAACUCAACCCAAACCAUUAUACACGCGGACGAAGCCAAGAAUAUGGGAAUAAACGUCUUCUCCAUUGGUAUUACUGACAAAAAACAGGACACAGAAUUAGUUUCCAUUGCGUCUGACAUUGACAAAUCCUUAGUUUUGGAAGAUUUUAAAGAACUUAGUAAGCUUGUAAUGGAAGAUGUACGAAAAGCUUGCGGAGGUUAG